This is a messenger RNA of Drosophila bipectinata, 1308 nucleotides long. RefSeq names its product poor Imd response upon knock-in (gene pirk). Lineage: Eukaryota; Metazoa; Arthropoda; Insecta; Diptera; Drosophilidae. The record is from RefSeq and is a predicted model, not a curated record.
CUUGCGAGCAGUGAUAUCGUUCAAUAGCCAAAGAGCGAGCGUUCCGUUCGGUCGCCAGAAAAAUCAGUAAAAGCGAAAGCUCCAAGCCAUAAACCACGUAAACCAAAAAGCGAGCGGGAGUUCCCCUGACGGAAGCAGACGAUCCCCCAACCGACAACACAAUUGGAUAUUUUGACCUUAGUCGCGAAGCGGAUUGCUCAUCAUUUUCGCCGAAUGGUGUUCCCCCAGAGAAGACAGACAGAAAAGUCAUAGAUUCCACUCCCCCAAACUAAAAGAGAUAAAGAGCCAGUUAGCUGAGAAUGAGCUGUUAGACAAAAAUUUGUGUGGUGAUUUUUUCGUUCGAUUAGCAACGGAAAGCAACAAAAUAGAAACAAAAACAAAAACCAUACAAAGCUGAGGUAAUUCACACAAAAAUGGGCGUUCGAGUGAUAGAGACGGAUUCGGCCAGUGAUUCCUAUGACGAUGACGAGUGCUCCACUUGCCAGCAGGAGGAAAAACAGCAGCAAGGCAAGACUCCCAACAAAACCAAGACCAGGAGCACUACCACGCUCCCGGAGACCACCUCCUACAGCAGUAAGGACCUGGUGGGCAACUUCAAGGAAUAUCGCAUCGAAAACAAUACCCGGGACCUUCGUAUUAUCGGAAAUGGCAACCGGAUACGGAUUGUCAGCAAUACCGGAAAUCUGCAAAUCAUUGGCAAUGCCACCCGCCUCAAGAUCCAGAGCAAUAACGGAUCUUUGAAGUAUACAGGAAACGAUGGGAGGAUCUACUUGGGCAGCAACUCGCCGCAGCAAAACGUGGAUUACACCGGCUGCAAUGGGUUGCUCAAGGUGGUCAAGUCUCUGGAUCUCAGCGGGAGCGGUAGCAAAAAGCCAAGCAGGCGAAGUCAAGCUGGCAAGCCGAGGGAGUCCCCCCAGACGCCCUCUUCCGGGGGCAUCGAGAUUGACAGCAAUCUCACCGUAGUCAAUGGAGUGUCCGGAAACAUUGUGAUCAAGAAUGCCAUCAACGUGAGCAUUUGAAACGUUGGAGCUCUCUAAGUCAUCCCCAAAGAUUAGUCUAAUUCUUGCCGCCGAACUGAAGAGGUUCCUAAUGACUGAAAAAAGUCACUUUUAGUCUUAUCUGCGACUUCCGACUGCAACAAUUCAUUCACCAUUGAUCAAGUAUUAGCUACAAACAUGCAUCCUAGUGUACUUAGUCUAUUUAUAAUGAUAGUUAAAACCAUGAUGAACAAAGCCCUAACUUCAUUCUAAGAAUGAAUGAUCUGAUUAACCCAAACCUAAAAAAUAUAUAUUUAAAAUAAUUACCAAA